Boeremia exigua is the source of this 1079-nucleotide messenger RNA. RefSeq names its product ribosomal protein L11, N-terminal domain-containing protein. NCBI's taxonomy places the organism in Eukaryota, Fungi, Ascomycota, Dothideomycetes, Pleosporales, Didymellaceae. The transcript is spliced from 2 exons. Gene Ontology annotation, cellular component: ribosome; mitochondrial large ribosomal subunit. Gene Ontology annotation, biological process: translation. Gene Ontology annotation, molecular function: structural constituent of ribosome; large ribosomal subunit rRNA binding. The record is from RefSeq and is a predicted model, not a curated record. The coding region runs from base 335 to 868 and encodes 177 amino acids.
GUGGAAUUAAAUCGCAAAGAUAAAGAGUAACAGAUGCUGUGUAAAAAUGUUGACUGGCGCGGGCGAGUGGCGGCAGGCGCCAGUCGCGACGCGUUCUCUUGGCAUCGCGCUAUCACGUGGUUGGCGGUGAUGCUGAUGCAUUGUCCCGGGUCGACACUUUUGUAUCGUAGUAAAGACGGAGGAGACCCGGAAAACCACCAAUUGCUUCCAAGUGUGAAAGAAGUGUGCGUUAAAGCUCACAGCUACUUUGACAUCAACCCGGCAAAACUUUUCUCCACCCUGUAUCGCGGACCAGCAUCAUUGACAGCAUAGCACCCCAUCACCACCAAACACAAUGGCGAAGAAAGCGAUAUCAAAAGACCAAAUCGUCAAGCUGAUAGUCGGCGCGGGCCAGGCGUCCCCCUCGCCGCCCGUCGGUCCCGCGCUGGGAAGUAAAGGAGUGAAGAGCAUGGAUUUCUGCAAAGAAUUCAACGCGCGCACCGCGCACUACAACCCAGGCACCCCGAUCCCCGCGCGCAUCACCGUGCGCCCGGACCGCUCGUUCCACUUCCAGCUGCGCACGCCGCCCACCGCGACACUGCUGCUCUCCGCCGCGGGCGUCGCGCCCACGAAGAGCAAGAUCCGCGGCGCGGGCAAUGUACCGGGUCCGCUGAAUAAUCACGAUGGGCAGAAGGGCAAGACCAGCGCGAACAGUCCGACGGUCGGGAAUGCGGUGCUGGGCACGAUUGGGACGGUCAGCUUGAAGCAUGUGUAUGAGAUUGCGAAGAUCAAGCACAGCGAGACGAGGUUAUCGGGAUUGAGUCUGGAAGGGAUUGCGAGGAGUGUUGUGGGGCAGGCGGCGAGCUUGGGGGUUGUGGUUGUGCCGUAGAGGGACGGUGUUGAUGUGUACGAUCAUGGAUGUAAUGCGGCGUAAAGACUUCUAGGGCAGAUUUUCUACGCGUGUCUGUAUAUCAUUAGAGAUGAAGGCAGCCUGCCAUGUACGCAGUAUGUACGCGACGUAUAAAUCUGCAGCUGAUAGAUUUGCGGUAUCUGAAUCGAACCGUUGGCCUGAGGCAAGUUCUUGAAUGAUUGAACUGCUC